AUGGAUAAAGCAGUUGGUUGGAUUGAUACAGAUCUCAUCUUGGUACUUGUCAAUACGUAUUCAUUAAAUUAUAUCUGGUCAUCAUCACAAGUAUUUGCAUACAACGUAACAAUUCCCAAUAGUUUCGAUGUUAUAUCGAUUUUUCCCAACAUUCAACAGACAUUAACAGCCACAUUCGGUCCUAUUCUUCUCUCAUUGGUUAUUACUCAAAAUGGUACCGCAGUGAUGUUAGAUUCAGAUGGUAAUUAUUAUAUCCUUCUUCCAUCGCCUGCCGGUUCAUUCUCCAACAGUAGUCCAAGCACCUCACUGGCAUUAGCACUAUUGGAGGUGAUCAUAUUGGCCUCGAGGGUCCUGACUUUAUCAAGCGCCGGUCGACUACUGUCACAACAGCCGUCUUGCACACUACAACUCACUAAAGUGAUCAACCACACAUAUUCACUGGAAGAAGACGGUGAAACUCAAUUUAGUGGCGUUUGGUUACCUGUUUUCACCGAAAGUAUGGAUGAAAUGUUUGUCGAUGAAAAUGAAUACAAGUAUGCCACGAGUUCAAUUACUGUUCUCUCAAUUGUGAUUAGCGAGACGUCUUAUUACACAUUGAACAUACAAUGGCCAAUUACUGAUAAAGAUGAACUUAUUUUUAAUAAUCUUCUCUCCACAAUUGUAUGUCUCGAAAUCUUCGGUUUGGGUUUACUUAUCUUCAAACUCAUAAUUAUUCCAUUGUUGAAAUGGGUAUGUGACUAUUGCUGUCGGCGAUUUCAGACAAAGAAAUCGUCCGAAAACAAUCUUGAUCUACCAGAGAUACUUGUUCGAAUUUAA
Didymodactylos carnosus is the source of this 816-nucleotide messenger RNA. NCBI's taxonomy places the organism in Eukaryota, Metazoa, Rotifera, Eurotatoria, Philodinida, Philodinidae. The record is from the annotation of a GenBank genome assembly.